Molecule: messenger RNA, 2718 nt
Organism: Pogonomyrmex barbatus (red harvester ant)
Lineage: Eukaryota; Metazoa; Arthropoda; Insecta; Hymenoptera; Formicidae
Source: RefSeq, a predicted model, not a curated record
GGUUGUGUCGUGUAUCGUAUGUUCGCCGUUCGGGUGAAGCGAACGCGAAUCGACGAAAGCGCAGCCAGAGCCAGUCAAGUCGCGGGACCCGUGGGAUCGGGUGGCGAGCAUCGGCGGGUAUUGUAUUGAGACUCGAAUGAGCAACGACGGCGUAUCGAGCGUGAGGCGCGUAUCGUAUCCCGUAGUCCUGGUUCGCAGUCGGGAGUCGAGGGUAUCGUGAUCGGUGCCUCGCGUGCCGCAGACUCUCGCGUGAGCCACCGCGAACUGUACACGCACCGCUCCGAUCGAGCAGGCCGCGGUGAGAGAUGCCGGAUGCGCUUUAAACGCGCGUUCGCCGUGAUCGUGAUCGUCGUCGCAACCGCAGCCACAACCGCAACCACGGUUGCCGGUCCCUGAGAAACAUCGCCCGACAUCAUCGGCCAGCGAGAAUCCCCCCUGGAGACGCGAAUGCACCCUCCUCGCGGUACCGUUCUCGCGCGAGGAUCGCACGCGUCGUCCCUCUUCCUCCUGAAGGCGCCGCUAUGCUGACGCUGCAGCAUCAAUCUUCUCGGCUCUUUCGCCUUCAUCAUGUCUCGAAUUGUCGCGUAUCAACAUCUACGGAGUAAGGGGACAGAGAAUAGGUCAAAAAUGGGGUUGAGACGACGGCGUAACAAACUGAGCGGGACGUCCACGAGACAAUUAGCUUAGAUCCCGUGAAGAAGAUGAUGACUGCCAUGGCCCGGCUGCCCUGCAAGCAAUCGUCCUCGCCCUCGCAGCAGCCGAGAGUGAACAAUUUCGGAAACAGCCGGAAUCCGUACUGGGACAUGCAGCAGGCCAGGCAUCCCGCGCCGUCCUACGUCAGAAAUCAUCAUCGACACAUCGACCAUACAGGGAAGCGGAAGAGCGCCGUAGAGCUGCUGCAGGAGACGAAAGCCUUCUACGUGAAGAGCGAGACCGUGCUAGACCGGAAGCAAGAACUGAAGAACAGCGGCCACUUGCAGGUCUCGCAAUUGAGCGCGCCCGGCGCACCGCCUCCCAGAUUGCUGCGGAAAUGCACCGGCAACUCGUCCGUCUGUUCUAUGCAACCGACGUCGCCGUCGCAGUUGCAGCCGACUCCCUUGACGCCGCCCUGCUGCUGGGCCUCGUGUCACGAACAGGACAGACGUCGUUGCUAUUUUGCAGUAGACGGAAUUCUGAGUCCUCAACAAACACUGCCACCCGCGCUGCCACCGAAGAGUCCACGUUUGGUUCCGGUUCCCCAAAGACGGACGAUCUCGGGUCCCCCGAGCGGUACUGGGGGCGAGCUGCAAACGAAGCUGCGCCGGCUGUUGAACACCGAUAGCAAGGAGAACGUGUUCUUUCCGGACAGUCCGCCGCAGAGCACGGCGCAGAACAACGGGAUACCGACGCGGGAAGAGAAAUUCCGAUACUCGCCCGGAAGCCUCUCGCCUGGCUGUCGGGACGAAGUUCUGCAUUGUGCGCCGCAAGACAUCCGCUUCAAGUUCGGCAGAAGCAACUCGCAUUCGCAUACUUCCGGUAGAUCCGGUCGGAAGUCGAACAGCUCCCAGUCGGUGGAGAAUACGAUAUGCCACAAGUCAUUACCGGAUCUUCACACGAGCACGCGUCGCCGGGCAUCACUCUCGCCGCGCGCGUCUACGAAAUUACCUGCGAAGCCGUCUGCCCAUCAUCAAGCUACGAACAUAAGCAAUUGCCCGGACUACGAAACUAGUUCAGAUUAUUCGGAUCACAGUUUUAAGCGUGACGCCGUUUGUUAUCGCAGUUCCCGCCACAUCAGGCGAUCUCUGGGAUCUGGUGGUGGUGACGCGAGUAGCGUAUUAUCCUCCGGUGGACGAACGCAGAAAUCAUCGGGUUCUAGCAAGUUGAGCCACGGCGCGACAGCCCGAGACUCCGGUGGCUCUUCCGGACACUGUACUCAUCGCAGUGAACCAGCACCCAGGAUACAGGAUUGCUGGACUCAUAUACGUAGAGAUAGUGGCGCGUCUACGCAACAUUCUACCGAGAAAGACCGCUCGAGGAAAAGUAGUUACGUCAGCGGGACACCGCCGUCCGUUGUACGACAUUAUAGUCCAGAAUCUGAAAGCAGCAAUAGUCAAACGGAUUACAGCCCGACCUGUAACUCGAGGUUUUCCGAUGGCUGGAAGGAAGGUCGCGGCCGACCGAUUUUACGAUCGAAAUCAGAUAUCAGCGAUCGAUACUGGCGUCAGGAUAACGGCCGUUCAAGUAAAGUAUCCUCUCGCCCGCCACGAUCGAUGACUCAGCUCGAGAACUUUUUCGAUCGUCUAGGAUUGGACUCGGAUAACUACCAACGUAUAACGGAACCCGAUUCCAAGUCGUCGUCGCCCAUAUUCUUUGACAGCGUUAGCUCCGUAGAUUCGGCAUUAGGUCUCUACUCUUGGGUCGGCACUAAUCAGACGAAUCAGGGUAGCCAGUGGCAAAACAACUGCAGCAUUGGUAUGGGUAACGACGAGUGCAACCAAAGGGUAAAUGAUCCGCCGAGUAUCGUCGAGCGAAAUGCGCGUAUUAUCAAAUGGCUUUGCCAAUGCCGCAAAGUGCAGUUAGGAUACAGUUAAACAACGAGUUUCUCAAUGUGAAUAAAUCCCUUAUUUCCAAUAACAAUACAUUCAAAUCAACGAUGUGGUAGUGUUGGUCAUUCUACAAACAGUAUAUCAGACACUCCGCAGAAAUUCCAAACUCAAUAUAUUUCUCGUAAAUGUGGAA